This is a messenger RNA of Hermetia illucens (black soldier fly), 561 nucleotides long. RefSeq lists its product as uncharacterized. Gene Ontology annotation, cellular component: membrane. The transcript is spliced from 4 exons. NCBI's taxonomy places the organism in Eukaryota, Metazoa, Arthropoda, Insecta, Diptera, Stratiomyidae. The coding region runs from base 3 to 365 and encodes 120 amino acids. Gene Ontology annotation, biological process: sensory perception of taste. The record is from RefSeq and is a predicted model, not a curated record.
AAAUGUAUUUUCUUUACUCGAAGUCGACAAAUGCAAACGGUAGUGCUGUGGAAGAUUUAAAUUUUAUCUUUUGGGUAUUCCCAAUUAUUUGGAAGAGUAUUUUUCUACCACUAUAUAUGCAUUUAAUGAUGAAUGAGUCCGAGGAAUGCAUCCCUUUAGUGGUAAACGCAGAUGAGCAUUGUUUUACAGAAAAUACUAAAAGCAUAGUAGGAACAUUCACUCUAUGGAAUCGGCAUAAUAAUAUUCGAAUUUCGGUGGCAGGCUUUUUCAACUCAGACCUGGCUCUUGGAUUUUCGAUAUGCAGUGGAGUCGCAUCUUACCUCCUCAUUUUAAUACAAUUCAAAAUGCAAGAGGAGUACAAAUAAACAACGUAGCAUCUCAUCAGGCAAAUUAUGUUUUAGGUAGUACUUUUGUAAAGUUAAUAAAAUACCUGCGCUGGAGGUGGAAACAACCGGUUCCCACAUUAUACAUUGAGAACAUAAAAAGUGGCAUAUACUCUACGUUAUGUUUGAAUAAUGGUUAAAAAGUAAUUUCACCUAAGAAUAAUAUUUAGAAUUUAGA